This is a messenger RNA of Brienomyrus brachyistius, 6281 nucleotides long. Its product is annotated as RNA-binding motif, single-stranded-interacting protein 3-like. Gene Ontology annotation, cellular component: nucleus; cytosol; ribonucleoprotein complex. NCBI's taxonomy places the organism in Eukaryota, Metazoa, Chordata, Actinopteri, Osteoglossiformes, Mormyridae. Gene Ontology annotation, molecular function: mRNA 3'-UTR binding; poly(U) RNA binding; poly(A) binding. The record is from RefSeq and is a predicted model, not a curated record.
ACUUUCAUUCUCCUCCUCCACUCCUGUCCUGGACCUCCAUCACCACCACCGCCUCCAUUCACCCUUCCUUUCCUCCACCACCCCUGCUACCCCCGUGUCUUGGGAAGGGGGAGGGGGGCAGACGUAUUGGCGACCGGGAAGACCCAGUGCAUAGCCUACCUGUCAGCGAGUUCUCUCCCACGGCCUUUACGAUUCCAGCUACAUGGGCAAACGCCUGGAGCAGCAGCCAAUGUACCCCCAGUACACCUACUACUACCCUCAUUAUCUCCAACCUAAGCAGUCCUAUGCUCCACCCCCCUCACCCAAUGGCUCCGCCUAGCCCCAGCACCAACAGUUGCAGUGGCCCUGAGCAGCUCAGUAAGACCAACCUGUACAUCCGAGGCCUCCCCCCAGGGACCACAGACCAAGACCUGAUCAAGCUGUGCCAGCCAUACGGAAAAAUAGUUUCAACAAAAGCAAUCCUGGACAAAAACACCAAUCAGUGUAAAGGCUACGGCUUCGUGGACUUCGACAGCCCAGCGGCAGCUCAGAAGGCCGUGCUGUCACUCAAGGCCAGUGGCGUGCAGGCCCAGAUGGCCAAGCAACAGGAGCAGGAUCCCACGAACCUGUACAUCUCCAACCUGCCGGUGUCCAUGGAUGAGCAGGAGCUGGAGAGCAUGCUGAAGCCUUUCGGACACGUCAUCUCCACGCGGAUCCUGCGGGACGCCGGAGGGGUCAGCCGCGGGGUCGGCUUCGCCAGAAUGGAGUCUACAGAGAAGUGUGAAGUGGUGAUACAACAUUUCAACGGGAAGUACCUGAAGACACACCCAGGCAUUCCAGCGCCCACCGAGCCUCUGCUCUGCAAGUUUGCUGAUGGCGGUCAGAAGAAGCGCCAGGGUCAGAGCAAAUACCCGCAGAACGGCCGGGCGUGGCAUCGAGACGAGAGCGGAAUGGCGAUAACCUACGACCCCACCGCAAUGCAGAACGGAUUCUACUCGCCGCCCUACAGCAUCGCCACAAACCGUAUGAUCGCGCAGGCAUCCAUCACGCCAUUCAUCGCCACCUCGCCAGUCUCGACAUAUCAGGUUCAGAGCACAUCAUGGAUGCCUCACCAACAAUACGUUAUGCAACCGACGGGGACCGUAAUCACGCCAGCCAUGGAGCACAGCAUGUCCAUGCAGCCAGCCAGCAUGAUGGGCCCUCUCACCCAGCAAAUGAACCAUCUGUCCCUGGGCACAGCAGGAAGUUAUAUGACCACCGCUGGCCCGCCUAUGCAGGGAACCUACAUUCCCCAGUACACUCCUGUGCCUCCAGCCGCCGUCCCAGUGGAAGGCGUGGUCGCUGACGCCUCACCUCAGACGGUGGCCCCCUCAUCGCAGGAGGCCGGCGGACAGCAGCAGGUACAUGUUGAGCCCGCCAGUGACCAUGUUCCUGCCUACUCGUACCAGUCCAAGUAACGCGAGCGAUCCUGUGACAGAGCUGCCCUGAGACGGGGGACGUGCACUGAGACCCGAGGAGAGAGGUGGCAUCCAGACGGACCGGGCACCGGACACAUCCCUUCCCGAAAGCUGUCCCAGGACGGGAGUGGGGGCUUCGCCUGGUGCCCGCAGCUACGUCACACUGAGGCUUGAAACAUUUUUCCAUUUUUCCAAGAGAUUCAUCAAAUUCAAAAACAGGCUGAAAAGCCAACAAAAAAAUGUUUGAGUGUGUGAGUAGGUGACUUAUACUGAAGGAAGGCGCAAGUUUCCAAAAAACAGCCUGUCUUCCUCAGACAAUAAGAUAAUCUUUCUUUUAAUUUUUUUUCUUACAUUAAAUGUUAGAGUUUUUUUUUUUUAGAGAACUUCAGAAGUGUUUUUUUCAUGAAUCUUUAUUGCCUUAAUUUUAAGGACGACAGAGACUUUCCCCAAGGUUCAAUCAAGCAUCAUUUGAAAUAAAACAUAAAUGGAAUUAAAUGAAUUUGUCCCGUGAAGCAGCUGAUGGUCCUCUGUGCUACCAGAGGAGACUCCGGGAGGGUCGUCUGAUAAAUAAGCUAAACGGACUUAACAGAGGGCAGUUUUUUAUCUUCGCUAGAAGAAAACGUUAAAUAUCACAUGUCAAUGGCAAAAACAAAAGUAGGGAGAAAAUCUCCAUAAGUGGGGCAUCAGAGUUUUACUAAGAGGGAAAAAUACCGCGUUACGGAAAAUGCUAGAAGGUUCCGCCUGUUUUUUUUUAUUAUUGUUAUGGUUAUGACUAUGAUUUCAGUGGGCAGAAUUGCUGUUGAUGACUUACUGCUUUUUAUCUGUGACCUUUUUUAUGAGCUUUAAGAUGUUUUUAGUCUGCUUUGCUUGUCACACUGAAAAAAAAAAAAACGACAAAAAAAAGGUAAAAAAAUAAAACUCGCGGUGAAAAGUACAUAGAUGCCGUAGGAGUCAAUGGUUUAACCUAAUCAAUAUAAAAGCAAUAGGACAAAUCGUUGGCAGUGUCUCUAAUCUUUCGUAGUUGUGGAUCAAAUGCAGGCCGAAGAGCCAUUUUUAUACCAAAGAUGAAGAAGAACUGAAACAGAUGUUUGACUUUUUUCCAGGUAUAUUUUCUAAUUUCCCUGGCUGUCGUCGCCCGUGUCGUUGCGAUUGUAGGUUGUUGUCGUCGCUGUCGCUGUUGUUGUUGUUUUUCCUUCCCGGUUGACGGCCAGGUUGCUCAGCGGCCCUCCCCUCUUCAGCUUCCUUUCCUCUUUUUUUAUGGACUGUUAACGCUGACACGCAGCCGCAGUGACAGGAGGCUGAUCAUCCUGCCAACGUCUCCCAAAGCGGGGAGACCGGCAUUCCAGUAGUGCAGAGCCGGGAUUCACCCACCCAGAAAGAAAAGCCGGGGGCAUUUAUAGGGGAGGGGAGGGUGACAAGCCGGGAUCUGUGUAUGCAGGCUGUCCCUGCCUGAGGGGUCCGGUCACAUGACACAUGAGGCGAUGGGCAAAUGGCAAGGCCAGUGUUCACAAACCCACGGAAGCCAUUUCCCACAUUCGUCAUAAAGGAAAAAAAUCCACAUCCACCCCUUGUGUAUGUAUGUGUGUGCGCGCACGUGUGUGUGUGUGUGUGUGUGUGUGUGUGUGUGUGUGUGUGUGUGUGUGUGUGCGCGAGUGUGUGUGGUUUUGUGUGUGUAUAAACUUUCCAGGCUACCUCAGUUUCUGUUGUGUCAUGGUGUAUGCAGACAAAAAACAACAAUGCUUCUUAAAAGGCUGGGAGUGCAGUGGCAUUUUGGUGACAUUUUGGAUCUAUGGCCUCCCCAGUUGUGGGCAGAAUGACAGUAAUGACAUGGGGGAGGGGGGGAGUAAAAUCUGACGAGGUGGCCUGGUGAAUGGGGCGUUGCUGGUGGAAAGGACAGGACCCUGAAAUUUCCUCACGCUGAUGGGAGGCCGGCCAGCCCCCAGAGGGCCGAGGGAGACGGUAAAUGUAGGCCUUCAGUGCUCCACCAUCACACCAUCAACAUGGCGCCAUUAAGACCCUCCCUGGCCCUCAAACCCCAUUUCACAGCCUCCCAGUAUGACCUACAUCAGUUUUCAGUCUCCCACUGUGACCCACCCCAGUUCACAAUCUGCCACUAUGACCCAGUCUCGCGCGCAUCCUCCCAAACCGUCCCAACCCAGUAAUCUGUCCCCUUACGACCGGCAUUGUCCAGCUGAAACUGCUACAUUACUAUCAAAAGAGGUGGCCCUUAGUGCCCUUUCCAGGUUUUUAAGACUCAGUUUCCCAUGAAUACUUGGUGCUAUGAAAAGACAAAGUAUGGCAAAUUGCACACUGGGAAACGUAUGAUACUGCCAGUUACUAAUUGGGAAUCAGGAACUGAAGCUUGAGUAAGCUCAUUUUUAGCGGGGUAGACUCCUAGCACAGUAAACAUGAGAAAGUGCAUUUUAAAUUGCUGGAUUUGCUUGGAUGGGGAUCCUGAUCAAUCAGGCUUCUGGCCCACAGGAGCCCCUGUUCACAGGAGCUGCUUUACAGCGUCCGGCUGCCUUCAGAACACUUCCGUCGGUGCUAGUUUGUGUUGGGGUGGUUCCUCUUCUACCGUUUACUUUUUUAUUUCUGUGUGAUUUUUUUUUCCCUUAAGAAUAAAAUCUAAAUAUUGCUCUGGAUUCAGGCUCUUGUUUUCGGGAGAAAUGUUAACACCUGAGAGUUCUUGGGGGCAAACCUCUCGUCGCUUUAUGGCUGUCGAUCAAAAAGGGAACGUACACCGAUGCAGCUGAAGCAAUUGAUUCCACAAAGGCUGGGAACAUUUAGCAUAUUGGGUUAGCAGCUCUUAAAUAUGGAUAUUUUAAUGGAAACAAUCUUUCAAGGAAACAAUGAAUUUCUGCUUUAUGGAGGAAAAGCCUUUGUGGAAUUCCAGUGGAAUGAAAAAUGGGAAAAAGCUGGUGAGUGGCUGUCACAGUCUCAAAAGCAUAGGAUCCACAAAUGUCGUCUUCCUGUACAAACAGUUAAGUCCCGCCCCAUCCUCGCUUCCUCACGCUUUCAUUGGUGGUGACUGAUGUGCAAUAGGAGUACAGCAUUUCAUGCCUGUCACUGUCAGUCAUCAAACAUCAUUCUUUAAACAACCUCAAGACAUAUGAUGUUGAUGCCUCAACAAACGUCGGGGUCUCAGAGAGGCUGUAGGCUUUAAGUCCACAGUGUGACAAUUUUUGGAAGAUGAAUCACAGUCAAAUCAAAAAUGUGUUGCCAUAACUUGGGCCUUUUCCAAUCCUGCAAACUUAACAUCUCUGGCAGCAGGUUCUGGAAGAAGGUACCUCUGUUCAAAGCACUAACUGUGUCCAGGACUUACCCAGGUUGAGUGCUGACCUCUGUGAACUACGCAGAGCACAGGGCAGGUAAGAUGAAGGCCUGUGGUCCUGUCUGAUGCAGAGACCUACAGAAUCUUUUCUUUCAGCCAGAAAUCUGGGUAGGAUGUUUGGGUCUGAACAUCCCUAAACACUAAAUGGAGACCCUUCCACUUCGCGGUCGUCCUGCAGUGGCGUUCAGCCGUUAGCUCUUCUGUUUCAGGCUGAUAAGGUGCUCAGGUUGAAACCUAAAUCGCCAUGAAUAUUAACCUUUUGUUGGAAGAUAUUUAAAAAUGUAAAUAUUCUUGAAAAUACCUUUCAGAGUCUAAAAAUAACUAGAAAUAUCGUUGAGAAUGGGAGAAAUCUCUAUUCCCAGAAAUCGGUCACAGGAAAAUCAUAACAUCGGCUUGGUAAAACUGUACAGGGCGAAAAACAAACUACCCCUUAAAACCACAAGUCCCUUGCCAUGGUGUUUGCUGGCAGGGAAACAUUGUCAGGGACUAAUCGUCCUUAAUAGUGUUAAAAGAAAACAUAGACAUGACUGACAUCUGAAAGGCGGCGCUGUGCAUGGAAAUGUGUGUCUGUGAUUCGCAGGCGGUUCAUGAGGCUCUCAGACACUCUCAGAUCCCGGGAGGAUGUAGUCUGCUUUCAGGACACGGUACUGGAACAGGAGAGAAUGUUCCGGUAGUGCCAGUGUUGGACUGUGCAGGCAGUGGGAUUCCCAGUGUGCGUCAGGCUUUAACACGCAAUCAUGGCUGCCACCCCCCCCCCACUGCAACUUCUAUGAAGAGGCACUCCCUCCCUCCAAAUCCACACUCUCAGAAACUCACUCCAUCGCCCCCUGCUGGUAGCAAGCUUCACUAAUGUCACACACCUCGAGGAGAGGGCCAAUCUCUCCCAUCCAGUCUGUACCAUGUAGUACCUCGGUGAAGGGGGGGGGGGAGAAAUGUGUGUGUGGACACCUUGGAAUUAACUCUCUGUCUCUGCUUUAAGGGAAAUCCCAUUACUGGGGGAAGGAUCGAGGAACCCAACAUGACAGAUAUAUGUCUACUGGAGGAAAGGGGGGGGUAAAUGCCGCGGGUCCUUCAGGUUCGACAUGUCAGAGGAAUGAUGUGUGUGUGUGACAAGGGAGCUCGCUGUUUAGCCAAAUAUUAUACGCUGAAUAUCGAUUAGACCCACCCAUGCGAGUUUGGCUCCAGAAAAUUAAAAUUACUGGCAGUAAGGAAGAAAAGAAAACUAUUAGACAUUAAAUUAUAAAGAGAUUCAUAUUUAUGUAAUCCUUUUUGUUGGCAUGUUUGAAAGAGGUCAACUGAACAAGUGCUUCUAUGAAGAUUAUAUUUAUUAUUAUUAUUUUUACAUUGGAGAUGCUGUCACAGUCACAGUCACAGUCACAGUCACCCUCGUGCCCCUCGUGUCUUUGGAUGUGAUACAGAGAUUUUCUGUCUAUGGAUGCUAAUUUCAAAAUUCUGUUUAAGUUCGAAUAAACUCUUUGAGGAAGCUUUCAAUAAAAAAAAAUUGAAAAAUAAAA